AUGGAUGAAGAUUAUAAAUGUAGAUAUGAAACACAUGAAAAUGAACCAAUAAUGGGUUUUUGUGUGAAUUAAAAUUGUUCAAAGGCUUCAUAAUUCUGUUUUAAAUGUAUACUUAAUAUUCAUUAAGAUCAUCCAAAUGAUUGUAUAAGAUUUAAUUAACUUACUUUAUUAUUAAAUAAAUACAUUCAAGAUAGAAAUGAAUUAAUAACUAAUUACUAAGACAUUCAAAAUCAAUUCAAAUUGGAAUUCGAAAAAAAUUAUAAAAGAAUAGAAUCUGAUAUUAAAAUAUUAAAAGAAAUGGAGCAAUUAAUGAAAAAUCAAUCAUAUAUUAGGGUUAAAGAACAAAUUCCAUUUAUUAAAGAAUGUUAUUCAAAGAAGAAGAUAGAUUAACAUAGUAAAUAAAUAUUAUAAAUAUAAAGGAUCUAUAAUAAUUGAACUUUAAAAAAAUGUAUAAGCUUUUAAAGAUCUUAAUUAAGAGAAAGAAAAAUAACCUAAAAUACAAGAGAUCAAAGUAUUGGAAAAUUAAAAAAAAUAAGAUAUUUUAAAUUAAUAAUUGACAUAAGAAUAGAUGAAACAAAAAGCAUAGGAAUCUUAUAAUAAAGGUAAAUUAAAGAUCAAAUUGAAUUAGGAAAAUAAUUAUAUAUUAGUGGAUAAUUAUAGGAAGCAUUAGCAUUUUUUGAGGAAUCAUUAAAAUAUGAUAAUAAUCAACAUGUAGUAUAUAACUAUAAAGGUAAAAUGAAAAUAAUAUUUUAUAUAGGCAUGGCAUUAAAGAAUUUAAAUCGUAAUUAAGAUGCAAUAAUAUGUUAUGAUGAAGCUAUUAGGUUAAAUCCAAAUUUUAGUGCAGCUUUCAAUAAUAAAGGUAAAUAAGUUUUCUGAUAUUUAUUUUAAUUUAGGAAAUGCAUUAAAGAAUUUAAAUCGUUAUUAAGAUGCAAUAAUAUGUUAUGAUGAAGCUAUUAAGUUAAAUCCAAAUUUUAGUGAAGCUUUCAAUAAUAAAGGUAAAUAAGUUUUCUGAUAUUUAUUUUAAUUUAGGAAAUGCAUUAAAGAAUUUAAAUCGUUAUUAAGAUGCAAUAAUAUGUUAUGAUGAAGCUAUUAAGUUAAAUCCAAAUUUUAGUGAAGCUUUCAAUAAUAAAGGUAAAUAAGUUUUCUGAUAUUUAUUUUAAUUUAGGAAAUGCAUUAAAGAAUUUAAAUCGUUAUUAAGAUGCAAUAAUAUGUUAUGAUGAAGCUAUUAAGUUAAAUCCAAAUUUUAGUGAAGCUUUCAAUAAUAAAGGUAAAUAAGUUUUCUGAUAUUUAUUUUAAUUUAGGAAAUGCAUUAAAGAAUUUAAAUCGUUAUUAAGAUGCAAUAAUAUGUUAUGAUGAAGCUAUUAAGUUAAAUCCAAAUUUUAGUGAAGCUUUCAAUAAUAAAGGUAAAUAAGUUUUCUGAUAUUUAUUUUAAUUUAGGAAAUGCAUUAAAAAAUUUAAAUCGUUAUUAAGAUGCAAUAAUAUGUUAUGAUGAAGCUAUUAAGUUAAAUCCAAAUUAUAGUGAAGCUUUCAAUAAUAAAGGUAAAUAAGUUUUCUGAUAUUUAUUUUAAUUUAGGAAAUGCAUUAAAAAAUUUAAAUCGUUAUUAAGAUGCAAUAAUAUGUUAUGAUUAAGCUUUAUCUAUAGUACAGAAACCUUUAUAUAUGAAAAAUAAAGGUAUUUUUUUGAUCGUUAUUUGAUUAGGUGAUGCAUUAUUUGCAUUAGGAAAUAAAGAAGAAUCAAAGAAAUGGUACAUGAAUGCCCUAAAUGCAGGCUUUAAUAAACAAUAAAUCUAAAAAGAAUUAAAGAAGUUUUGA
Molecule: messenger RNA, 1812 nt
Organism: Paramecium sonneborni
Lineage: Eukaryota; Ciliophora; Oligohymenophorea; Peniculida; Parameciidae
Source: the annotation of a GenBank genome assembly